Hypomesus transpacificus is the source of this 3253-nucleotide messenger RNA. It is a transcript of the gene nsfa, whose product is annotated as N-ethylmaleimide-sensitive factor a. Gene Ontology annotation, biological process: SNARE complex disassembly; Golgi to plasma membrane protein transport; intra-Golgi vesicle-mediated transport. NCBI's taxonomy places the organism in Eukaryota, Metazoa, Chordata, Actinopteri, Osmeriformes, Osmeridae. Bases 78 to 2318 code for a protein of 746 amino acids. The record is from RefSeq and is a predicted model, not a curated record. The transcript is spliced from 20 exons. Gene Ontology annotation, cellular component: Golgi stack. Gene Ontology annotation, molecular function: ATP hydrolysis activity; ATP binding.
UGUUGCUGUCCGCUCACAGCUCUGCUGUAUGAACUAUCCUUCAGAGCUGCAUUUCUGAAUACCACCUAACAACGAAGAUGGCGGCCAGGACAAUGCAAGCGGCGCGAUGCCCAACAGACGAUCUGUCAUUGACAAACUGCGCUGUUGUAAGCGAGAAGGACCUGCAGUCUGGACAACAUGUUUCUGUGAAGACCACACCCAAUCACAAGUUUGUGUUCACGGUCAAGAGCCACCACACGGUCGUCCCUGGCACCAUCGCCUUCAGUCUGCCACAGAGGAAAUGGGCGGGUCUGUCCAUCGGGCAGGAGAUUGAAGUGUCCAACUACAACUUUGACAAGUCUAAGCAGUGCGUCGGAGCCAUGACCAUAGAGAUCGACUUCUUACAGAAGAAAAGCACUGACACCGCUCCAUACGACUCUGACAAGAUGGCUAGCGAGUUUAUCCAGCAGUUUAACAACCAGAGCUUCUCUAUCACUCAGCAGUUGGUGUUCAGUUUCUGUGACAAGCUCUUUGGUCUGAUGAUCAAGAACAUCGAGGCGAUGGAUGCCAGCAUCCUCAAGGAUGAGCCAGCGUCAGGGAAGAAGCAGAAGAUUGAUAUUGGGCUGCUGGUGGGAAACAGCCAGGUGAUCUUCGAGAAGGCAGAGAGCUCCGCCCUCACACUCGUUGGAAAGGCCAAAACCAAAGAGCAGAGACAGAGUAUCAUCAACCCUGACUGGAACUUUGAGAAGAUGGGCAUCGGUGGUCUGGACAAGGAGUUCUCCGACAUCUUCCGCCGUGCCUUCGCCUCCCGAGUCUUCCCUCCUGACAUUGUGGAACAGAUGGGGUGUAAACACGUAAAGGGUAUCCUGCUGUUUGGUCCCCCUGGAUGUGGUAAGACCCUGAUGGCCAGGCAAAUCGGGAAGAUGCUCAACGCCCGCGAACCCAAGAUCGUCAACGGCCCUGAGAUCCUCAACAAGUACGUUGGCGAGUCGGAGGCCAACAUCAGGAAGCUGUUUGCUGACGCCGAAGAGGAGCAAAAGAGGCUUGGUGCCAAUAGCGGACUCCACAUCAUUAUCUUUGAUGAGUUGGAUGCCAUCUGCAAGCAGAGAGGCACGGGCCAGGGCAGCACAGGUGUGCACGACACGGUGGUCAACCAGCUGCUGUCAAAGAUCGACGGGGUGGACGAACUCAACAACAUCCUGGUCAUUGGGAUGACCAACAGGCCUGAUCUGAUAGAUGAAGCUCUAAUGAGGCCUGGCAGGUUUGAGGUCAAGAUGGAGAUCGGUCUUCCUGAUGAAAAGGGGCGUGUCCAGAUCCUCAACAUCCACACCAAUAAGAUGCGAGACUUUGGCCUUCUAGGAGGUGAUGUGGACGUGAAGGAGCUUGCUGCCGAGACCAAGAACUACAGUGGUGCUGAGCUGGAGGGGCUGGUCAGAGCCGCCCAAUCCACAGCCAUGAACCGCCACAUCAAGGCUACAGCCACAGUGGAGGUGGACACGGACAGAGCGGAGAAGCUGAAGGUCACCAGAGAUGACUUCUUGGGCUCCCUCAACAAUGACAUCAAACCUGCGUUUGGUACCAACCAGGAGGACUAUGCCAGCUACAUCAUGAAUGGCAUCAUCAAGUGGGGCGACCCAGUCACACGGGUCCUGGAUGACGGGGAGCUGCUGGUGCAGCAGACCAAGAACAGCGACCGCACGCCCCUGGUAGCCGUGCUGCUGGAGGGACCCGCCCACAGUGGGAAGACAGCCCUGGCAGCCAAGAUCUCUGAGGACUCCCAGUUCCCCUUCAUCAAGAUCUGCUCUCCAGACAAGAUGAUAGGACACUCCGAGAUUUCCAAGUGCCAGGCCAUCAAGAAAAUAUUUGACGAUGCAUACAAGUCCCAGCUCAGCUGUGUGGUAGUGGACGACAUAGAGCGCCUCCUUGACUAUGUGCCUAUUGGCCCUCGCUUCUCCAACCUGGUCCUGCAGGCUCUGCUGGUGCUGUUGAAGAAGGCUCCCCCUAAAGGUCGUAAGUUGCUGAUCAUCGGCACCACCAGCCGUAAGGACGUCCUCCAGGAGAUGGAGAUGCUGGACGCCUUUAGCACCACCAUCCACAUCCCCAACAUCUCCACUGGAGAACACCUGGUGGAGGCCCUGGAGCUGCUUGGCAGUUUCACUGAGCAAGAGAGAGCCACGAUUGGCCAGCAGAUCAAGGGGAAGAGGGUUUGGAUCGGCAUUAAGAAACUCCUCAUGCUCAUCGAGAUGUCCCUGCAGAUGGAAGAGGAGUACAGAGUCACCAAGUUCCUCUCUCUGCUGAAAAACGAGGGGGCUGAUCGCAACGCCUACGAAUACAAGUAGACGAUAGGGACCCUCGGAGGAGAGGAAGUAAAGAAAGACAAGGAGGAGAAGGGGAAGACACCCUCUGUUCUUUAGCUAGUCCUCCAUCGAUCUAUCGGUUGUUCACUCAGUCAGAUUCAAUCCCCUCUCAUUUAGCGCAUGUUUCCAUGGCAACUAUGACCGUCAAGUCCCUCCUCCGGAAACUCACUGAAACCUGUUGAGAAGUGUGCUGUUACAAAAAUAUGAUUUGUACAAACUGGCGAUAUGGGUUGCAAAGUGCUGUCUUGUGCAUUGUGAGUAUUUAGCCUGGUAUGUUUUAGUUUAAUGUAUUUGUAGUAACUUUAUCCCGGUCUACUUAGCUGUAUUUAUUCAGAAUGAUAAGAGCUUCGAAGAUUAUAUGUACUGUAUACUAUAUAUUGAUUACACACACAGACAUGCAUACACAGUAUACACAUGACAGGCAAGUCAUUAAGCCAUUUGAAUAUUCUGGUGUGAAAAAUGAAAGGCUUUUAGUAAGUGUGUUGUGGAAGUGUGAAGUGCUAUGUAGGGUGUAUGUGUUUACCCUGUACAUGUAGCUUGUUUAUUUAUUGUAUAUAGUAUAUAUAUAAAUACAAUAUAUAAUGAACAAAUACAAAUCACUGUUGACUAUUGGGUAAUAUAUCAGUAUGGUUUUUCAUAUCACUCCAAAUGUUCUUUUUGCCAGAAGAUUGUAAUGGUUGUCGUCAGUCCAGUCUAACUGUCAGUACAGUGUAGGAGCAGUAAGUGUGGCCUCAGUGUUAAGCGAUUCAGCACUUUUGAAAAUGGACAAUGCUAGAAAAGAAACCUUUAGUACUUAUCAAAUCAGUACUUUGUGUGAUUUCUUUGUGUGUUCAGUUUUGUGGAUUUUUUGUGUCUAAAAGUGUAUGCAUGUGUGUAUGCGUGUGUGAGUGUUUGUUUCCACUGAAUCCAAACCUACC